GUUUUAUUUAAUAUUUACAGAAGAUAGAAGUGAGCUUAUUUUAUUAGUUCUUUUUGAAUUUGAACGGGAGCGCGCAUAGGCCUACAAGAGCUUUUAACCGCAUGUCAGGACAAAUAUUUAGUUUACUAGCACGCAUGCGCAUCAACAAAAAAUAUCGAUCUAGAUCGAUACAGAAAACCUCAUCUCUAUUUUACCUCUGACUAGACAUCAGACUUAUUGUGAACUAGACAUGUUAGCAUUUUGCUGUUCCGUGUCACCGUGAUGUCAACAAAACCCCUAACCUCAAUUUAUUAAAAAAGUGGAAAAUUUAUAAUUUUUUAGGUAAAAAGUACAUAUAAGAAGACAAUAUGCUAGUGUUAGUAUUAGGCGAUUUGCACAUUCCACAUAGAUGUAGCAGUUUACCAGCAAAGUUCAAGAAGUUAUUGGUGCCUGGGAGGAUCCAGCACAUCCUCUGUACCGGAAAUCUGUGCACCAAAGAAUCUUACGAUUAUCUCAAAACACUUGCCAGCGAUGUGCACGUUGUCAGAGGCGACUUUGAUGAUGUAUGUAAUCAUAACUUGAACUAUCCUGAACAGAAAGUAGUAACAGUAGGCCAGUUUCGGAUAGGUCUAUCCCAUGGUCACCAAGUAGUUCCUUGGGGAGACCCAGAAGCACUCUCACUGAUUCAGAGACAAUUGGAUGUUGAUAUUCUGAUAUCAGGUCAUACUCACAAGUUUGAAGCAUAUGAACACGAGAACAAAUUUUAUAUCAACCCUGGGUCUGCUACAGGCGCUUACAACGCUCUUGACACUUCGAUAACGCCUUCAUUUGUUCUGAUGGACAUACAAAAUACAACAGUGGUCACUUAUGUUUAUCAACUGAUGGGUGAAGAUGUCAAGGUUGAAAGAAUUGAAUAUAAGAAGAUCUGAACUGUGUUUAAGUUUUAUCUAUUAUUAAGUAUUAAGUACUGUAUUAUGAGUAUAUGAAAUUCAUGAAAAAGAUUGGAUAUUUAUUUCUGAAAUCUUCUUACUUUCAGAAAGCCCUGGUCUUUUAGGUGUGCAACAUCUAAAUUAUGCAUUUCUUUUAAUAAAAUUUGUGUUAUUAUCAAGCUGUUACAGAUGUAAAAUUUUUAGCAUAUUCUAUCUUUUUUGAAUAUAUUAAUUUGCUAUCAUUUAUGUUUAUUAUUAUGAUACAUACAUAUGUCUAAUUGUAAAAAUGAUUUUUUCAAUUAUCUCAUCUUUAUAUUUUAGGACUUUAUUAUAAUAUGAUAUGCUAUUCAGAAGGUAUAAUAUGUCAAAUUUCUUUAGGU
Acanthoscelides obtectus is the source of this 1288-nucleotide messenger RNA. Lineage: Eukaryota; Metazoa; Arthropoda; Insecta; Coleoptera; Chrysomelidae. The record is from the annotation of a GenBank genome assembly.